GAAAAUGUCUUAUUCUCCGUAUGCCUCCGUUUUCGAUUUCCUCACUCCGUAAUCUCACAAUUCUGAUCACCAUCGCGCGUCUGCCUCUCCAGCUUCAGGAAGUCUUGCGUCGGAGACGGGGAUCGCCCACCCCUGGCUCACAAGAGGUCACCCUGCUGCUGGCCGAUACAAUCACAUCAGGGGAGAAGACCAUCGCGCACACCGGCAUACCUGGCUCUAGAGGACGAUCGUGAAAGUGGAGUGUAUCGCGUUGUGAAAGGAAAUAAGGCCGAAUGUUGACUUGGGGGCCAUUGCUAUUCAGUCACAGACUCACAGUGGCAGACCUCGUGGAGUGAUCCAAGAUUUGAGAUUUGGAGGGAGAGUCAGAAGAGACACGGCGCGGUCAAAGUGUCACCUGGAGACGAUAUACUUCGAAGUAUACUGACCAUUUGAGUGGAUGAUACUGGGUUCGGGGAGAGCGCUGUAAGGAGGAUCAAGCGCAUUAAGCUUGAUGAAGGAGAUCGGUCAUAGCCACCAAAUGUACGAAAUACUUGGUACCCGUAGAUGUACAAAGUACUCCGUACAGAAGGCUGCGGCGGCAGUGAGUGAGUGGGAAUAGAUUCCGACCAAGCGGAAUGUGCAGGGAACUUUACCUGACACUGCAGUGUUUGCUUGUCCACCUUGACCUCGCCCUCGUCUUCGUUCCCAAGCUCCAGGGCGGCUCCAACAUGAUUGCAGCCCCGCUACGGAGCAUGAGAGAUGGGGCGUGGAGUAUGCAGCAUCAUGGAUCAAGUGAGGGAGAGGGAGAGUGAGUGUAUGGGUACGUUACUACGGUUCGGGCAAGAUAUGGGCACAACAUGGGUCGGUGUAUGGAUCAGCUACGCAGCACUUGUAUCUCCCCCGCAUUCACCUCCUGCACAUCCAGAUCCAUCCUCUCCGUACCUCCUCCCUACGCAGUCGAGAGAGCGGAGACAGAGGAGACCACCAAGUAGAGAGCCUGGUCGUGGUCGUGGUCGCCCUGACCGGAUAAGCGUGGUCUGUGGUAUCUUAGUGUCUUAGUACCUGGCCUAAAAAGAACCACGAAGCUUCGACUGACUUAAUAUCCCGAGUUUACCCUCGAAAGUACUUGGAAGUACAUUCACUUUGCUGCCGAUUCUCGACUGCUGCUGCUCUACCGUUACCGCUCUACCGCUAGUGUGCUUGUGCUUGUACCUGCCCUGCCCUGCCCUGCCCUCACCGUCUAAAGUUUCCCGCCUUACUUCACUCUUACCUCAUCACUUUCUGCCACUUUGCGCCUCCCGCCGCCCCAACACUUUCCACCUGCACCACCACCAAAAAGCUCUCCCGCUUCCCGCUUCCCGCCUCGCGCUUCCUCCCCUCCCUUCCCCCAAAACCACCACACAACCAUAAUCACGACGUUCUCCCGAGCUGUCGCCGACUUUCUUCCACACCCUCUCGCCCAAUCUUCUGCCUUCGUCAACACCAUCAACAUUAUUCCGCCGAGGUUCUAUCAAAAUAUGUCCGCCUUUGAGCCGCCUGGCGGCAAUGGCAAUGGCAACGGCCAUGCCAACACCUACUCACUGCCGCAAGGUCAACCACCACCGCAACAACACCAAGGCCAUCAACAUCCAGGUAGUCAUGGUCCAGGCAAUGAUGGUAUGUCCAUGAAUCACCCCGGCCAUGUUCAGCAACCGCAAUACAUGUUCGACGGUCAACAACAACAGGGCUCUCCACACAUUCAACACCUCCAACAUCCACACCAGAACCCGUACAAUGGCCACCCCAACGCGCACGAUCUCGGCGACGGUCAACAUGGAAUGCAAGGCCCAGGUCCCGCGGCACCCACGCCAACCAGUGGUGGUGAAGGCCAGAAGGGCAACCGAUUGAGAAAAGCUUGCGAUUCCUGCAGCAUCCGAAAGGUCAAGGUAUGCGACGCGACCUCAUUCACUACGCGCCAUCCAAAAUUCCAUCCCGAGAUCCCAUGGAUGCUAACCAUCUCCCUGUAGUGCGAUGAGUCGGGUCCGCCAUGUCGCGCCUGCGCUGCCCUCGAUAUCCCAUGUACACGAGAGAGACCAAGUCGCAGACGAGGUCCUCCCAAUCGACACGCCGAAGCCAUCAAGCGUCGUAGACUCGAAUCGCCAUCCGGUGCCGGCGGCAACUUUCCUAGUCCUACCUCCCCAAAUAACAUUGCGGCGACCUUGGUCUCCAUCUCCUCCCACGCUGUCUUGAACGCGGAGUCCAUCUGUCCAUUCUCUACGCUGGAGCUCUUGGUCGAUGAUUUCUUCACUUACAUUCACCCUCUGACACCUUUUCCACACGAGCCCUCCUUCCGAGCUGCCUUUAAGCAUCGCGAAGACCUCAACAAUCCUGCCUUCUUGGCUCUCUUGGCGUCGAUGGUUGGAGCGCUCGUCGCGUCAUUCCCUCGAAAGCCUAGGAUCCACCUGAAGGCCGAACGCCGCGAGCACCUCUUCCCCAAUUCAAUCUCUUUGGUAGAGCGUUGCCACAAGGUUGCGGUCGAGGCUCGUGGCUCAGGUUACUUGGAUAAAGAUCUCACUGUCUAUGAUGCGGCAACCAGUUACUUUCUGGGGUUGUCAGCUGCGUAUACCUUUAAUUGGCGACAAUGUAGACUUUACUUUGGUGAGACUUUGACUAUGGUAAGAGUUCUUGGUGCGCACAAGGUAAAGGACCCUGGACUACUAGUGGUUGGUGAUUUGCCUACUGUAUUUGGUGAGACUGGUGGUGAUAAGUUUGAUGGUUCUCCUCAACCAAUUGAUUGUAUCAGACAAGAAAUCGGUCGCCGAAUUUUCUGGUGCAUGUUUGUUGGUAUCAGGUAUGGUAACUUUUCUUUUAAACCCUUCUCCUGAACCAAUUGUGUCACAAGAAUAUCGGAUCGCUUUUUAGCGAUGGAUUUGCGAAGAAUCAGUUUCAUCAUUAAAACAUCAAAUCGGUUCAGUUUCGAACCUAUUCCUCAGAACCUAUUUUCGUCAUUUUCACCACCAGCCGAUCUCAUAUCUAACAAAUUUUUCUAGAUCAAUGCAACAAUUGGGCGCCAGCUUUGGAGAGCUUCUCAUUCCACCCUCCACCCCCAACGAUCCUUACCCACCAAUGCCUUUGGAGGUGGAUGAUGAAUACAUUUUCGUGGACCAUAUCGCUGUUCAACCACAUAAUGUCCUCUCCAAGAUCUCUGGCUUCAACGCAGGCAUCAAGAUCUACCUUACCGUAUCUCCUUUGGCAACAAUGGAAAUGGCUUAUGGCAUUGACCAGGUCUUUGACUGGAAUCGGCAGAAACGUGUUUUGGAGGAGUGUCUCAAGAAUGUCAAGAAAAUCUUGGAUGGCAUCGCACCUGAGCUUCAUGUUGCCCCCCAGUCCAAGGCUCCUGAAUUUGGUGCAAACAAUACCUCGUACUUUCCGCCCGUUCCAGAAUAUAUGGGUGCCCGAGCCAACGCUACGAAUGGAGCUCAAUGGCAACCCGAAGGUUCUAUGGAAGCUCGAAGAAAUCUUCAAUUUGAGAUUCAAAAGGCCAAUAUUUACGCCAGCCAACUUGGUACAAGAUCUUACAUCGUUGAGAAGUAUUUGGGUCUUCAGGAGCUGCAAGAACAAAGAGAUCAGAGUUCUGCAUCACCAUCUGUCAUGAGUUCACCUGGUUUGAUGGCUGCAGGAUUAGAUGGCAUCAUUCCCAAGAAAUCACCAACCAGCAAUUACGAUGGCUAUGAGAAUGUUGUAGCAGAGAGAGAACUUAUUGUCAAGGAUUUGCUUGUGGUACUCAACAGUAUCAACCAAGUCAACAUGGAGCCAAAUGGAGGCAGCUUUGUAAGUUCCUUGCUAAUACCUCAUGGGGUAAUACUAAUAUUGUUCAGAUCAACAAGAUUCGACAAAUCGCGUCAACUCUCAUCAGCACCCCGGCACAACGCAAGGGACCUGUUGCACAAACUGCCGAGGCAUACUUGAACAGAUUUCUCGACAUCUUGAUGCGCCUCGAGCGUGUCAGUCCUGGUGUCAAGAGUGAGACUGGUGAGGUCACUGACGAAGAGGAAUUGCGAGCAUGGGCCGAUAUGAGAGAGAACCAGAUGCGCUUUGCACAAGCUGGUGGGUUUCUCAGCGAGAUGUGAAAAUUGGGCUAGUCUUGCGGAAUUUCGGACGGGUGUAACCGGGGUGCUUUUUCUUCUUUCUCCCCUGGGCUUUUCAAAAAGUCUGUGGGUUGCUAACUUUGACCACGGAGUUUGUCGGGGGGAACCAAAAAACUUGACUUGGGACGGGGGAACGAUAUCAUACCAAAACGUUUGUGAUUGCGAUGAGGCUUUUUUUUUUCUUUCCACGCAAAUGUUUCAAUGUUGCUAGCUCAUGAGCUUGCUCUCGAUAGCGAGGGCUAAUCAGCAACUAGUUCACUAGUUUAUGAGGGAUUGUAAUUUUAUUAUAGCCUUAAAUGUUUC
Messenger RNA from Hymenoscyphus albidus, 4409 nucleotides. The record is from the annotation of a GenBank genome assembly. NCBI's taxonomy places the organism in Eukaryota, Fungi, Ascomycota, Leotiomycetes, Helotiales, Helotiaceae.